GGAAGCAAAUAGAACCCAAAGACUCGGUGACCGACCCGCCAUGGAUGGCGAAGAGGAUGAUGAUCAGUUGCAAGAGGAGGAAUUCGAGGUCGAGGACAUCCUCAGAUACCGAAAGAAUGAGGAUGGCUCAGAGCUCUUCUUGGUGAAGUGGCAAGGCUAUCCUGAAGAUGAGUCCACCUGGGAGCCCUUGGCCCACAUGAAUGACAACUGUCGGGAACUCAUCGCCAAGGCCCGGGCGCUCUUCGCCUGGCGGCCGAACGGCGAUCAGUCCAGCUCCGGUGAGGUGGUCGUGUCCUCCUCGGGGCACGUGCCCGCGAACUCCGCGUCACCCAACUCCACGGCAGCAGAGGCAACUACUUCGAGUGUCGCAAUUAUUGAGGAAGACAAGGAGGAUGCCCAGGCUGCUGGUGGACAGCCGGGUCUAGAAGAAGCUCUUGGACAGGAAGAGGAGGAAGAGGAGGAAGAAGACACGGAGGCUGAAGAUGUCGGUGCGCCGGUACCAGCGCCUGCAGGUGAUGAGGAGGUCAGUAUCAUCGAAGAUGAUGAGCCUCCAGCCACGUCCAGUGGGCGAAGUCCGGCGCUCGAGCCUGCGAAGCGACCCUUCGACCCCAGCGGCUUUGUGGGGGCGCCCUCCGACCCGAGGAUGAAGCGCCCAAGACUGAUCCCACCCACGGUGGAGAUGCCGUUGGGGAGCGGUACCUGGGAGGCUCCAGUGCAGCCAGCCAAGGUCCCAGCGCCAACCACCCGGCCUGCCACCAACGGGGUGCGCCAUGCGCCGCCCAGCGGUCCGACCUCCAUGCCACGGUCGCCUGCGAGCAUAGGCCAAGCGCAUGAAGCUCACCUCCCCGAGCCGCCCAAGGAGCCGCCAAAGCCGCCGCCCAGUCGGGAAAUCAAGUGCAUUUGUGGAUUGACCGAACAAAUUGUACCAAACAGCCGCCCGGGCUUGAUUGUUUGUCGCGUGUGCAACUGUUCUCUCCACACAAACUGUGUGUCGGGAGCACUGCACAAAGCGGUGCCCGCACAUUUCGUGUGUCCACCCUGCCGCCUGGAUCGGGUGGAUGAGUUUCACCCCUCCGUUGGCGCUGGCGUGCUGAAGCACAGUUACGCUUCGAGCACCUCAACGUUCUCUUUGACCUUCGCAGCGCAGGCCGCGCAUUGGAAGAAACAAUGCUGGGCGGUUCACCUGCGGUCGGUGCACAUCCACGGGGGUGACUUGAGCGGUCCUGCUUGGCCUCACAAAGUCCAGGGCAAGAUGAAUGGUCGGCAAUGCGUGGCCAUCGAGCCGCCCAAGCACCUCCAUGUGCGUCGAGAGCAGUGCUACAACCUCACGCCUUUGCUCAAGCAAGGCCUGAACACGCUGGAGCUGCGCUUCUUCCCGAAGCCAGACAGGGCGAAAGAUGAACCGGAGGAGAAGUACUGCGUCGGCGUGGUGCUAACUCGUCCAAGGUCCGUGGCGUCGAUUUUGAGCCGAAUACGUUCCCGGUGUCAAGAAACAGUGAGUACUGGAAGAGCACGAGUGGCACGAUUGAUCGCUCAGGUGGCCAGAUUGGAAGCGGGACAAGAGGACGAAUGUGCAGUCACAGGUAACUUCGGACGAACCCUGAAGCCAUUAUGCCCAGUGUCGCACUGCCCCAUUGAGGAAGCAGCGAUUGGGAAGGACUGUCAUCAUAUCCAGGUCUUCGACCUUCACUCGUAUAUAGCUGUGAAUCAGAGGAUGAGAUCACUCGACAAGCGUUGGACAUGUCCAGUAUGUGGUUCGCCUUUGAGACCGGAUGAUGUGGUGCUACACCCUUUUGCUCAGGGUAUCCUUGACACGUUGCGUGGAGAUGAAGACACUGUGGAAGCGAUCGUCUUCAACGAGGACUGCUCGUGGUCGACGAUCUCAGCGGUCAAGGAUGAGAAGGGCCGAGGUGCUGAGGGUGAGACCGAGGAGGGUGGCGCCCGGGCCGAGAUGAUCGACCUGUCGGAUUCAGAGUGAUGGAAUGCUCUGGAGCAAUGCCUGAGACCUUUGCAAGGCCAAAGCAACAAGCGUCAGGUUUUGCUGGAAGGUGAGAUCGCACCAAUCGAUAAGAGAUGAUGCCCCAAAUUGGAUCCGG
Molecule: messenger RNA, 2096 nt
Organism: Durusdinium trenchii
Lineage: Eukaryota; Dinophyceae; Suessiales; Symbiodiniaceae
Source: the annotation of a GenBank genome assembly